AUGGAAAUCGGUAGAGAUAUGAAUUUGGAAUUCGGGGACAUGCGAGACGAGGUCAGUCCAGCUGUACAGAACGUGAAUAAUUCACUUUACAACGAAUUGAUGGGUUCUUCCGGAUUACUCACAAUUGGAGGUCGAGUCCGGAAGGUGUCGGCCGAGGAUUUGGAAUUACUAGCUGAACUGGGUCACGGAAGCUGUGGACAUGUGUCGAAGAUGCGGUAUGACGACAACAUUAUCGCUGUCAAGUCCAUGCCCAGAAGCACCAAUCCAGUUGAGAGCAAACGAAUCAUCAUGGAUCUUCGAAUAUUAUCGCGAGCGUAUGAUUGUCCUCAUAUAGUUCACUCAUAUGGAUAUAUAAUAACCGAGGUUAUGAUAUGCAUGGAAGCUAUGGCUACUUGUCUGGAUUUGUUACUGAAACGAACGGGCAAUGAACCGAUUCCAGAGCCGAUAGUUGGGAAAAUGUCUGUGAGGUAUAAGACUCUCGGACUACUCAAAAAGCGUAUACAGCCGGAUGUCAAACCGUCAAACAUUUUGCUAGAUUGGAAUGGAGUUGUGAAACUGUGCGACUUCGGAAUUAGCGGAUUCCUUAUCGAAAGUCGUGCAAAGUCGAAGCUUGCUGGUUGUCCACCAUACAUGGCCCCAGAGAGAGUACGCUCCACUGAAAAUACUCCGUAUGACAUCAGAAGCGAUGUAUGGUCUCUAGGAAUAACCCUAGUUGAGCUUGCAACCGGGCCGGGUUUCCAUAUGAGGGUAGUCAAGAUCAUCGCUUUUAAAGCACUGAAAGUAUUCCAAACACUACUGUUCAGCAAUUCAAUGCGUUAUCAUCUUACGCUGAUGCUUCGACUGACGUCUUACCACACUUUACGGCUAUAUGUCGAUAUCUGGCGUAUAAAUGUUGAUGCUCGCGCAAACGAUCUCAUGUAA
This is a messenger RNA of Ostertagia ostertagi, 921 nucleotides long. Lineage: Eukaryota; Metazoa; Nematoda; Chromadorea; Rhabditida; Trichostrongylidae. The record is from the annotation of a GenBank genome assembly.